GGCUUCUCCCCCUGCUUGCCUCCCUGCCCUCAAUGGCUUACAUAAACUCCUCCCACAUCACAAUCCCAUCCAUCCUCAUCUUCUUUAUCCGGCCAAUUUGUCCCUUCGUCCAUCGCGAUGGAAACUCCAGCUUUGUCUUCGCGCUUACCUUCAUUCAGCCUCGGCCAUCGCGCUGCAGCCCUCACCACGUUGGCCUGGACCACCCGCCAUCCGUUGCCGAGCUUGUCCCACCGCUCUAAUUUGAAAUGCUUAGCUGCCACUCUCUCUUCUUCCGCCGUCUCAAUCCGGACAGUGGAAAAGGAGGAGCAAGCGAGGUUGGCAUACGCCGUCGAGAUGGGGAGCAACCUGGUCCCACUCUACCGCUGCAUUUUCUGCGAUCACCUAACCCCAAUAUUGGCUUACCGCUGCCUCGUUCAAGAAGACGACAUCGAGUCCCCUAGCUUCCUUUUCGAGUCCGUUGAGCAGGGUUUGACCGGAACCUCUGUCGGCCGGUAUAGUGUUAUUGGAGCUCACCCGGCUAUGGAGAUUGUUGCCAAGGAAAACGUAGUUUCAAUUGUGGACCGCGUGCUCGGUCUGAGGACUGAAGAAUUCGUGGAUGACCCAAUGGUUAUCCCGCAAAGGAUUUUGGAGGGCUGGAGCCCACAGUUCAUGGACGAGCUCCCUGAUGUCUUUUGCGGUGGAUUGAUGGGUUAUUUCUCAUAUGACACCAUGCGAUAUGUUGAGAAAAAAAGGCUCACAUUUUCCACUGCUCCAAAAGAUGAUAGGAACCUCCCUGACAUCAACCUAGGUCUUUAUAAUGAUGUGAUAGUGUUUGAUCAUGUAGAGAAGAAAGCUUAUGUGAUUCAUUGGGUACAUUUGAGUCACUAUUCUUCUAUUGAUGAUGCUUAUCAGAAUGGGAGGAAUAGAUUGGAGGUUUUGCUAUCACGAUUGCAGAAUAUGGAACCUCCAAGGUUAUGUACUGGAUCUGUCAAAUUCCAUACUAGCCACUUUGGUGCUCCUCUGAGAAGAUCGACAAUUACGGCAGAAGAAUACAAACAGGCUGUUUUGCAAGCAAAAGAACACAUUUUUGCUGGUGACAUUUUUCAGGUUGUUUUGAGCCAACGAUUUGAAAGACGUACAUUUGCCGAUCCUUUUGAUGUUUACCGAGCACUAAGAAUUGUGAAUCCAAGUCCAUAUAUGGCUUACAUGCAAGCGAGGGGAUGUGUACUUGUAGCAUCAAGCCCUGAGAUCCUCACUUGUGUAAAGAAGGGGAAGAUUGUUAACCGGCCACUUGCUGGAACUAUUAGAAGGGGAAUGUCAGAGCAAGCGGAUAAAAUGCAAGAACAGCAGCUACUGAGAGAUGAGAAGGAACGUGCUGAACACAUAAUGCUUGUAGAUUUAGGACGGAAUGAUGUUGGAAAGGUAUCAAAAUUUGGUUCAGUUAAAGUGGAGAGACUGAUGAACAUUGAAAGAUAUUCUCAUGUGAUGCAUUUCAGCUCAACGAUUACCGGAGAGUUAUUUGAUCAUCUUAAUUGCUGGGAUGCUUUAAGAGCCGCAUUGCCGGUGGGAACAGUUAGCGGUGCUCCAAAGGUGAGAGCCAUGGAACUUAUUGAUAAAUUGGAGGUGACACGACGAGGUCCUUAUAGUGGUGGGUUUGGUGGGAUAUCUUUUAAUGGUGACAUGGAUAUUGCUCUAGCUCUCAGGACCAUGGUCUUUCCAACAGCUGAUCGCUACAGCAGACGGUAUUCAUUCAAGAACAUGAAUAGAAGGCAGGAAUGGGUGGCUGAUCUGCAGGCUGGAGCUGGGAUUGUGGCAGACAGCAAUCCUGAUGAUGAACAGAGAGAGUGUGAGAAUAAGGUUGCAGCUCUUGCCUUUGCCAUUGAUCUCGCAGAGAAUACUUUUGUCAAGUUAUAGGUUAUCACAUAGCGAUCGAGGUUUCCCUUGGCAUUGUUAGCACUAGCAUCAGUAUAUGCAGUUCUGUUAGGCCUCGUUUUGAAAACCACAAUCAGAGUAGGAAGCAAAAGUAUGGGACCGAAAUCAAGUAUCCCGUAGCUCUGGUGAACCUCUAUUCUUCAGUCCAUCCAGAUUUUAUCAGGAGACGAUAAUUGUUAUUCUUUUGAUGUUUUCCAACACUGGCUUUUCAUGUUGUAAUAGAAAAAUUAGUUUUAAUUAAUGUUGAUAAUUUUGAUAAGGAUUUCUUGUUUUACUUCGCACGGGG
This is a messenger RNA of Phalaenopsis equestris, 2197 nucleotides long. Its product is annotated as anthranilate synthase alpha subunit 1, chloroplastic-like. NCBI's taxonomy places the organism in Eukaryota, Viridiplantae, Streptophyta, Magnoliopsida, Asparagales, Orchidaceae. Gene Ontology annotation, biological process: L-tryptophan biosynthetic process. Gene Ontology annotation, molecular function: anthranilate synthase activity. The coding region runs from base 118 to 1893 and encodes 591 amino acids. The transcript is spliced from 12 exons. The record is from RefSeq and is a predicted model, not a curated record.